This is a messenger RNA of Phalaenopsis equestris, 676 nucleotides long. RefSeq lists its product as uncharacterized. The record is from RefSeq and is a predicted model, not a curated record. The coding region runs from base 26 to 676 and encodes 216 amino acids. The transcript has 3 exons. NCBI's taxonomy places the organism in Eukaryota, Viridiplantae, Streptophyta, Magnoliopsida, Asparagales, Orchidaceae.
AAAUAUUUUAGUUAAAUUCAAAGAAAUGACUGGAAGAGAUUACGAUCGCAUGAAAAUGAAGAACAAAUGGGACCAGUUAAAGAAGGAUUGGAAACUAUGGAAAGAACUAAAACAGGGAUCAACAGGAAUGGGCUGGGAUCCUGUUAAGCGCACAAUAGAUGCACCAGAGGAAUGGUGGGCUGAAAAACUACAGGCAGUACCGUCAGCCAAAAAAUUUAAAUUCGUUGGCAUUGAUCCAGUAAUGGAGGAAAAACUAGAUGGAAUGUUCACUGGGGUUGUCGCUACAGGAACUCAUGCGUUUACCCCAAAUGAUAUAGGGUUGAGCAGCUCAGUUCAAGAGAUGGAUACCGUGCAGAUAGGUGAUUCAGGAGACCGAAUGAAGUGGCUACAGUGGGGAGACAAAGGUGAAUUAGAAAUUCUUGAAUAUGGGAUUCAGGAGGAGGAGAGGAAGGUGGUGCUGAGAGGAGAUCCUAGUCUUUGCAGAAUCAUAAUCUUACUCAAAACUAUGGUCAUUACGAUACGUGGAGCAAGAUGGGGCUAUUUGGUGGAGCUGCAAAGCCAAAGUCAGUGGAUUUUCCAAAAUAUGUUUAACAGCUUCUGCAUCAGUUUUUUUACAUCUUUCUGCCGCCUAGCGGACUCCCGCUACCGAGGAAAUAGGAGCAUGCCAUUACGUUAA